Tripterygium wilfordii is the source of this 3268-nucleotide messenger RNA. Its product is annotated as pentatricopeptide repeat-containing protein At2g35030, mitochondrial-like. Gene Ontology annotation, molecular function: protein binding; RNA binding. Gene Ontology annotation, biological process: RNA modification. The transcript has a single exon. Bases 158 to 2554 code for a protein of 798 amino acids. The record is from RefSeq and is a predicted model, not a curated record. NCBI's taxonomy places the organism in Eukaryota, Viridiplantae, Streptophyta, Magnoliopsida, Celastrales, Celastraceae.
CCUCGUUAAAAGUCUUUCGCCAUGUCCGAUCGCAGUUUUUGUUGCUUUCUAAUCAGUAAUCACAACCUCUGUUUAGUCUCUGUACCCAAACUAUCGUCUCUCCCAUGUAACUAAGGUUUUUGGCAAACAAUGCACGACCAUACCUCUAUUGCCUCAUAUGAUACGUUGCCUUCUCCCCCAAUUUCGCUAUUUGUCGACUGUAUCACGCUCAACGUCACCGAACGAUCUGUUUCAAUGCAACAAGACUAUCUCUCGCCUUGCCAAACUCGGACAGGUCAAGGAAGCUCGCCAACUGUUCGACUCAAUGCCUCAACGGGACACAGUUUCAUGGAACUCUAUGAUCUCCGCCUACACUCAGAACGGCCAAUUGCGCAAUGCGAAGUUGCUUUUCGAUGCCUUUGAAGGUAAGAACAUACGAACGUGGACCAUUUUGCUAUCUGGGUAUGCCGAGUAUGGCCAGAUAAAGGAAGCCAACAUGGUGUUUCAAUUAAUGCCUGAACGCAAUGUUGUUUCUUGGAACGCCAUGAUCAAUGGGUACGUGCAGAAUGGUGAAAUAAGGCAAGCUAGGAAGUUGUUUGAUAAAAUGCCUGUGAAAAAUGUGGCUUCAUGGAAUGCAGUAAUAACAGGUUACUGCGGAUGUGGGAUGAUGAGAGAAGCAAGGGAGCUGUUUGAUAGAAUGCCGGAAAGAAGUAAUCCGACAUGGAUGAUAAUGAUAAAGGGAUACGUUGAGAUUGGAAGGGAUCAAGAGGGAUGGGGAAUCUUUUUGAUGUUGACGAGGUGUGGAGUGGAGCUAGACCAGGCGGUGUUGGUUGCUGGGUUUUCGGCAGUAAUGGGAUCAAAUGAUCUGAAAUUGGUAGGAUGCUUGCGGACAAAGGCUAUGAAGGUUGGUCUGGAGGGGGAUGUGGUGGUGGGAACAGCGGCUAUGAAUACAUAUAUGAGGUGUGGGUCCUUGGGUGAUGCAGUUAAGUUUUUUGAGACAAUGCCGGAGAGAAACGAGUACUCUUGGACUAGUACGAUUGCUGCAUUUUCACAGUGUGGGAGAUUGGAUGAUGCUAUUGCGCUGUAUCAAAGGAAUACUGAAAAGGGUGUUGAUUCAAGUAACACAAUGUUGACUGCAUAUGCCGAGUGUGGCAGGAUUGAUGAUGCCAGGCAUAUAUUUGAUGAGAUUGUGAAGCCCAGUAUCCUUACCUGGAAUUCUAUGGUUAAUGCUUAUGCACAAAAUGGUAUGCUUGAAGAUGCCAAAGACAUGUUCAUACAAAUGCCUCAGAGGAAUGCAAUUUCUUGGGCGACCAUGAUUUCUGGAUUUGUACAUAAUGGACAAUGUAGUGAAGGUUUGAGGUUGUUCUCUGAGUUUCAUCGGACAGGAAUGCUUCCAAGCCAUUCGAGCUUUACUACUGCUCUACAUGCUUGCUCUUUCACUGGAGAUGUUAAUAGGGGAAGACAGAUACACACACUAACCAUUAAAGCUAGGUGCCAAUUUAACUCAUAUGUGGGAAAUGGUCUGAUAUCAAUGUAUGCGAAGGGCAACAGCUUGGAAGAUGUUUCUCGGGUGUUUAGGACAAUGAGAGUGAGAGAUAUUGUUUCUUGGAACUCACUGGUUGCUGGCCUCUCAAAGAAUUACAUGUUGGAUGAUGCUCAGAGUGUAUUUGAAAAUAUGCCAGAACGGGAUGUGGUGACUUGGACUGCCAUUAUCUCAGCUCAUGUCCAAGCUGGGAAAGGAGAAAAGGCCUUUGAAUUGUUCCUUGACAUGUUAACCCAAGGAAUGAAACCAAGAGAGUUGACACUUAUUAGCCUUCUUACUGCAAGUGGUAAUAUGUGUAUAAACAAGUCAGGAGAACAAUUUCACGCGUUGGUAGUUAAACAUGGAUUUGAAUCAUGUAGGUGUGUAUGUAAUGCUGUGAUGACGAUGUAUUUCAAGUGUGGGAAUUUGGAUGGUCUUCGUGUAUUUGAAGAGAUGCCUGACCAGGACAUAGUUACAUGGAAUGCAGUAUUGUCAGGCUAUGCCAAAAAUGGUCUCAGUAAAGAAGCCAUCAGAAUUUUCGAACAAAUGAAGGCAGCAAGCAUAUUCCCUGACGAAAUCAGUUUUUUACAGGUUAUGACUGCUUGUUGCCGUACUGGAUUGGUGAAUGAGGUGUGGGCAUAUUUCAAUUCCAUGAUUAAUGAUUAUGGGAUCAGCCCUUCUGUUGAGCAUUACACUUGUAUUGUUGAUCUCCUAGGGAGAGCUGGACAUAUCUCUGAAGCUGAAUCGCUCAUUAAGAACAUGCCUGUCAAAGCAGAUUGUUUGAUUUGGGAGACACUCCUUACUGCUUGUAGGAUCCAUGGCAACGUAGGAGUUGGCCAGAGAGUUGCUGAAAGGCUUGUUAAAAUGGGAACACAAACCUUUGGUACUUAUGUCUUAUUAUCGAAUAUAUAUGCAUCCCAAGGCUUGUGGAAAAAAGUAGAGGAAACAAAGGAACUGAUGAACAAAAGGGGAGUUACCAAAGACGCUGGAAUCAGCUCGAUUCAGGUAAAAAACAAGCUGCACUCUUUUCUUUUGGGAGGUGAGACGCAAUGAUAUUGCAAAAAUUCAGUUGGAAUUAAUAGACUUCGACAACCAUGUUCACAGCAACAGGCCAUGUGCCAGAUAUGAAUUUCAUUCUUGACAUGGUGUGAAGAAACCUAACCAAAACUAGUUCGUAUGACAGUGGCAAACUGCCCCCUGGCAUGAGGUUUUGUGCACAGCUACACAACAAUGAUCCGUCCAUUGAUAUUAUGAAGAAUUUCUGAAAAUAUAUUUACUGCCCUUCAUUAUGAUAUUUAUGCUCAAGAGUAGCCAGUGCAUUAUUAUUCUUGUAGAUGAGGAUAGAGUUCACCACAUCUAGGAUGGUUCAUAUGCUCGUUGAAGUUACUGGUGAGCAUGGUAGAUGAAGAAAUUGAGUGAAGAGAGUACUAACUGUUGGUUGCUGUUUGGAUGAAUGUCAACGAUUAAGCUGAAUGCAACUUGGGAAGAUGAGAGCUCAAGUCACAGAAAUGAGACUUGACUCUCCUGGAGGUGAAUAUUGUUUGGCCAUUCUCCAGAUAGCUCCUCUAUUCAACUUUUACUGGAGAAAGAAAUCCAUUAACGGAGCCCUGAGUAUCAAUGUAAAAUCAUGGUCGCGGAGGAUGGACCGGUAUUCUAUGGAAUGUUGUAACUGGUUUUUUGGAGAGCCCUAAAUCGCUCAAAAUAAGAUACAAUAUGUACUUUGUAGCCUUUAAUUAAUCGAUCACUGAUUAUUUGUGCAAACUUAAA